UCAAGUGAUUUUUUAAUUUCCUAACUGUGUGAAAAGUACAGCGGAAAUGGGUAAUCUUUUCAGAAACAAACAAAUGUCACUGUUACCCAUGAGUCUGGUUUACACUGGCUUGGUUUUAAACGUCGGAAUGUUUACCUUUAACGUGGUUUACCCGCUCGAUGGAUAUCUGCAACAUAAGCAGGCGAAGAUCUCGUCCUAUUUAUUCCAGCAAAGAAAUAUUGACGUUUUUAUGGCGGAAAAUGAGGAACCACUACAAAAUCAAACACUCGAUCAGUGUGUGCCAAUGAAUCGUGAGCUUUUUAAUUACAUGGUCCCUAAAUUGUUCAACACUUCUUAUCCCGGAGUAGAGAAUUACACGCUGUUUGCCGUUGCCCGUUUGGGUUUGCUACCAUUGAAACACAUAGAACCACUGAAAUCGGAAUACGGUCCAGUGAUUAAUGACGUAACAUCAUUUCAAUAUCCGAUUAGUGUUCCACCGUGUCGAAAUGUGACGAAUGCUGCUAAUCGAACAGUAUUUGUAGUUGUCAUAUCUGCCCCAGACAAUUUCGAGAAGCGUGACGUGAUACGAGAAACGUGGCGAAUUCAUUUGAUGGAAGAGAGCAAAAAAGAUUUGCUCCUGGGAGGUUUCGCUUUCUUUCUUGGACAGACAGAAAACAAUGUGACACAAAGCCAAAUAGAAAAAGAAAGCAAGAUUCACGGAGACAUUAUUCAAUUAGAAAUGUUGGAUACUUACAGAAAUUUGUCUGUCAAAGUAGCUGGCCUCUUUAAUUGGCUAUAUAGAAACUGUGCUAAAAUCGAUUUUGUGUUGAAAGUGGACGACGAUGUCUACGUCAAUGUUUACAAUCUCGUUUUCUUCGCCCAAUCAUCGCCAUACGACCAUUAUUCCAAUAAGAGCAUUUUUGGUAUUCCUGGUUUCUUUGCUCCUAAUCGAGUGGGUAAAUGGGGAAUAUCAUACCAAGAAUGGCCCUGGAAUCAAUAUCCUCCUUAUAUAAUGGGACCAUCUGUGCUGAUACCUGGAGGUACAAUCGUUCCACUGUUAGCUGCUUUCCAGACAACACCAAUGAUCCCAUUUGAUGAUGUUUACUACACCGGAAUUUGUACAGAAAAAGCUGGAAUUAAAACUCGUUUUUCUAUCGGUGAAACCGCGGUUCUUUCAAUGCUAUGGGGGAAGCCUUAUUACGUCCCCGAUUCAUGCGGUGUACGUAACUUCCUAUCAUGGUUGACGAAGACGGGCAUGCAAAUGAAAAAGUUUCAUGUUGUAACCGAUCAUUUUUACCACGACAGGAUCAAAUGCAUCGUACCUGGUGUCAACGGUACCAAGAAAAUUAUCAGCCACAAACAACCUGUCCAUUUUUACUUUCAAUAAAGUUAUUUAUUUAUGAAUAUUAGUUUUAAUUCU
Messenger RNA from Daphnia carinata, 1399 nucleotides. RefSeq names its product beta-1,3-galactosyltransferase 1-like. Gene Ontology annotation, cellular component: membrane. The coding region runs from base 47 to 1366 and encodes 439 amino acids. The transcript is spliced from 3 exons. The record is from RefSeq and is a predicted model, not a curated record. Lineage: Eukaryota; Metazoa; Arthropoda; Branchiopoda; Diplostraca; Daphniidae. Gene Ontology annotation, molecular function: hexosyltransferase activity.